Molecule: messenger RNA, 1953 nt
Organism: Sclerotinia borealis F-4128
Lineage: Eukaryota; Fungi; Ascomycota; Leotiomycetes; Helotiales; Sclerotiniaceae
Source: the annotation of a GenBank genome assembly
AUGGCAAAUCGAAUAAACAAGAUCGAGAAUCAAUACCCCGAAGGCAUCCAGAAAUGUGCAAACAUUGUGGAUGGGGAUUGCUACCCCGCUGAUAAAGUUUGCUAUGGAGAAUCCUGCUCGGCAACAAUCACAGCCCAGGUUACAAUGACGACGAAAUUUCCAAAGUUAUCAUACCCAGGCAUCGUGAAAAGGAAACUAGGUUCGAACCAUUGGGAUAAAAUACAUGAGGUAAUUCAAGGACGGAAACGCGAUGCUUCAGAGUGUCCGAGCGAUUAUCAAUUAUGCCCCAAGUCAAUGAAUGGAGGAUGCUGUCCAAAUAAUCGAUCUUGCGGUACUAGCAGCUGCUACCUCACCAGUGCCGCUUCUGCCUCAGCUUGUGGUGUGUCGGGAUAUACCGCCUGUGGAAUUGAUGAUGGAGGUGGAUGUUGUCCAAAUGGUUACUCAUGCGCAACCGAUGGAUGUAGCGCUUCUCUCGGCGUAUCGUACAGCGAAGCAUGUGGAGCCAGUUCAUAUCUCUGUCCGGCCUCACUAAACUACGGAUGUUGCAAAAACGGGAUGGGCUGCGGGUUGAAUGAUUGCUAUUCCACGGCAAUAUCGACUUUUACCUUGACCGAGACUUUUACCACGACAGGUAGCGAUUUGCACCCACAAACCAUUACCUCCACAUUGAUUACAGCGUCCACUCCAGCUUCACCAUCGGUUGCGGCAAAUACCUCAAAAGCGUCAGCCGUUCCCAAACUUACACCCACUGCAACUGCAAUACCCAAGACAGAGGCAAGUAGUGGGAGUACAUCAACAAGCAGUGGCCUCACAAAGCCAGAGAUAGGUGGAAUAAUAGGCGUCGCGGCUUUCAUUCUGGUAUUUAUUUUGAUUGCCGCUUUCUGCAUACUUAGUCGUCUAAAGAAGGCUACAAAAGCAUACCAAGAAGCAAAGACACGAAGCGGAUCCAGUGUUCCUCGAUCACAAAGGCAUCGUCCCUCAUACCCAUCACCAUCCGAUAUGAGUUCGAUAUCAUUUGAUCCUCUACAGAUGAGCACCUCAGAAAUGACUCGCAGUGUCCGCAAUAAUUCUCACCCCGUCACCGAACCAUUCUCAUCCGAGCGACACGACGGCCCCGAAGUCGUUACCCCACCAACUUUCAACCCAUACUCACCUUUUUCUCCCCAUUCCUACCCAAACCGAGCACAAACCCACGCUCGCGGAUACUACCCUGUCGCCACCUCGGAUUCCGCCUACUCCCAAACAUCCUCCGGCCACCGAAACCCCUCGGUAGAAUAUACCCCUCCUCUCCAACAACCUCAAUCCUACUUUGACAUCCCACCUCACCCACAAUCCGAACUCCCCGAUUUCCGCAACCAGAAUCUACGACAUGGUCAUGAUGUAAGUCCUAUCCGUCGCCCAUCGCAUCAUGGUCGUAAUUGGAGCGAUGCUAGUGAUGUUAGUGCCUCAUCUUCUAGUCCGCUCGUUGAACUCGACGCUGGAAUAGAUGGUGAAUUGAAAUUUUCGCUUGGAAAAGCCUGGAAGGUUUUGGGGUUGGGGAGUUGGAAGGGGAGGGUUUCUUCUAAGAGGAAACUUGAAGCGGAACAAUUGUCUGGUUCGUCGACUAAAGAUUCUCCGACUAAUACCCUAGAUCGGGAUCUGAAAACUGUGCUGUCAAAUGUGCCGGAGGAGGCGGGGAGUUUUGUAAAUGAGCCGGAUGAUCAUGUUGAUGAGGAAAUAAGGGUUCAAAGCAGACCGAGAAGUGGCGGUCAGGAGUCAAGGGCCUCGAGACCGAGGAGUGGACUUAGUAAUGCGGAGUUGAGGGAAGCGAGUAUUAAGAAUGUAGUCAAGGCGAAAUCGAGUAAGACGAAGGAAAUCAUGAUUAGAAAUUCGGGAGGUGCGGAGGGUGCGAGGGCUAGUGGGGGGAAGGGGAAGGGGAAGGGAAAUGGGAAGGCGGAGGAGGCGGGGUUCUGA